CCCAACUCACACCUCCCAAUCAUCCCUAAUAUCAAUCAAAUCGGCUGAAUCACCAUGCCGAGGACGGGAGGUAGACCCUCAACGGUCAAAGAAUGGAUGGAGCACAAGGAGACCUUGCGUCGACUCUAUGUCGAUGAAAGGAAGCGAAUGAGCCAAGUCAUCGCCGCCAUGCAAGCCGAGCAUGGCCUGACGGCACCACCACAAAAACGAGCCUUGUGGAUUCUGUUCCGCAAAUGGGGAUUCCCGACAAGAAAGGAAUCGGCCACCCCCAUCGAUGAUGUCGUCCUUGCCAGGAUCAGAGAGCUAUGGAUGCGGAAUGUCGGCCAAGCGGAGCUCCAUCGCAUCCUCAACGAAGAGGAUGGCUACAACAUCACCAAGAGGGCUUUGGUCCAAGCCCGAAAGAAGCACAAAAUGCUCUUUCGCUCUCCGGAAGGGGACCGGGCCGCCGAAGACGAGGUCAUUGAAAUCUCAUCCGGGGAGGACGAGGACGAGGACGAGGCUUCUGGAUCAGAUUCAGAGGCGAGCGAUGUGCAUACUUCGAAUCACCACCAACCGCCCACAGCCCAAAACCAACACCAACACCAACAACACCAACACGCACACGCAUCGGCACCCGCACCAGCUCCGUUGCUACCUCCGCUGAUACCCUUGUCACUCAUAGGAGCCCCUCCCCCCGAAGUCUUUCCGACAGACCAGGUCGACUCCCCUCCCCCCGUCGGUAAAGGCCACAACAAACCCCGCCGGCUGACGAGGAAGCACGGCGUGAGGCCUCGCGACGUCGCCGCCCCUCCCCGGUUCCCGUCCGAGCUGACCCUGGACGAAGCCAAAGCGAUCCUCGGCCUGGACAACCAAGCCUACAAGGCCAUGCGGGUCAUCUUCACCCAGCUCUGCGAAGAGGCCCAUGUGAUCAAGAAAACGCUCGCGGGCCCGGAGCGGUGGGAAGCCCUCAAAGACGACCUGAUCCGGCGCUUCCCGCCGCUCGAGGCCGAGCUGUGGCAGAGCCGGGACAACCUAGACCGGAAGAAACUGGCCCUCGACGUCAUCUGCUGCGACUGCACCAAGCGCAUGCGCGACAAGGGGAACCAAUUCGACCUCGGCAGGGCGAAAGCCGUGCUGGGCCUCGACCCGUACGAGACGAGGCAGGCGCGCGUCGUCUUUUACGUCCUCACCGAGCGGCACCAGAUCCGCAGCAAGACCGACGCCGGCAUCAAGAAGUGGAACGAGGUCAAGAACGAGUGGGUCGCCGUCAGCCCUUACCUCCAGCGCGCCCUGGCGGGGGGGCCUUCGGAUCCGGCGCACGAGGACAAGCUGAAGGCGCUGGAGCGGCUUGCGCAGGACGUCAUGCGGAGGCGGUGGCAUGACGAGAGCCGGGCGAGGAAGAAGGCCGCCGCUCGGAGUAGCGCCUCGGCUGGUGCUGCGCAGUCGCCGGAUGAGUCUGUGGCUGCGGCGGCGGCGGCGGUGGCCCAGGGUCCUGGGGCGGUUGUUGCGCAUGCCCAAGCGGGCUUUGAGGUCAUCCCCAGCCCCGGCGAGGUUGCCAGUCAGGACCUGGGUGGUGGCAGCAGCAGCAGCAGCAGUAGCAGCACGGGUGGUUUCGGUGGUGGUAUCGGCCGAGUGGCUUCGACUUUGACUUCUUUUGGCAGCACGCUGCCGACCCAAACAACGGCCACGCCUACCGCCUCGCGAGUGGGUGCGACCACGUCGUCCUUACGGAGCGGGGAGGAAACGGUGCUGGAUCCUCGUCUACGGUUCGCCCCGGCCGCGCAGCAGCCACAAGUGCAACGAGCAACAGCAACAGCACCAGCACCAGUACCAGCACCAGCACCGGGACCCCCUUCGAGCAGCAUGGCCAUCUUCCUGCGACUGCACGAGUCUUCCACUUUUUCUACCGACGCCCGCGUCUGGAUAGGGACCAUGGAGACGCGCUCCGUACGAGAGGUGCGGCGCGCCGCCGUGGAGAGGUACCCUGGCGCCGCAUGCCUGCGGGUCGAGGGCAUAUUGAAGGAUGGCAGAGGGGGCGAGAUGCCGUUGUUGAUUGAGGGCGAUAUGGAGCUCGAGGCGUACCUUGCGCACCUCAACGGGGCGACGCCUACUCUCUCCGUGCAGCUUGUUCAGGGGUGGGAGCCGGCGAAGUGACCGAGAUGGAGAUUGAGGCGUUGGACAGGCCGGGCCAAUGUAUUUUCAAGAGUCGUAAUGAAUUAGUUCAUUGUGAUGUUCGAGAGAGGAAUUGAUGCCCUGCCUCUGACUGAAUGAACGUCUGCACUCACUCUGUCGUUGAGAUGGGGACGACAUAAAAGGGGGUUCUCGACCUGGAAGAGACUUGACAACUCAGCCACAGUUCUUGAUUCCCCAGCCACAGAUCUGCUGACCAAGCC
This is a messenger RNA of Sodiomyces alkalinus F11, 2372 nucleotides long. RefSeq lists its product as hypothetical. The coding region runs from base 169 to 2133 and encodes 654 amino acids. NCBI's taxonomy places the organism in Eukaryota, Fungi, Ascomycota, Sordariomycetes, Glomerellales, Plectosphaerellaceae. The record is from RefSeq and is a predicted model, not a curated record. The transcript is spliced from 2 exons.